This is a messenger RNA of Marchantia polymorpha subsp. ruderalis, 828 nucleotides long. The record is from the annotation of a GenBank genome assembly. NCBI's taxonomy places the organism in Eukaryota, Viridiplantae, Streptophyta, Marchantiopsida, Marchantiales, Marchantiaceae.
AUGAUCUGCAAGCACAACGUUAGAUACGCCAAUAUUUGUCUCAACAAUGCUCCUGAAAAUGUAAUAAUAAAAUCACUUAAUAUUCAGAUGAAGAUCUUGAAGGUCCACACGUUUAUUGUAAAGAAUUGCAUCUUGAAGAAAAUUGAGGAUUUAAUCUUCUGUUUGUUGGUGAAUAAAGCACGGGAUGAGUCAACAGAAGAGCAAAUGUACCUUGUUUUCCAAUAUGUUUACAACAAAUCUGCAAUCACUUCCACACUUAAUAUGCACAUGCUUUUAUUUUCUCGUGUUUGCAAACAAGGUUAUGAUGGUGCUUCCAAUGUGGGUGGUGCAAUCAGCGAUCUCAGUAUUCUCAUCCCAGAAGAGUUUUACUUGACGUACUAUGUACAUUUUCUUGCAGGUCGUUUACAAUUGGCAAUAAUGUUUGCAGCUAAGUUUCAAUUUGAAUUUGUAUUCAUGCUUCAUCUAUUCAAGUCUAUUUUGCUGAAAACAAUGAAUUUGUCCAGUAUGCCUCAGAAAAAAGAUCAAGAAAUUGUAAAUGACAUGGACCUCGUGCACAUCACAAAGGUCAAACUUGAGAAUCUUUGUUUUGAUCAGUACUUGAUUCUUCUAACGCGUAUUGCUUUACUCAAUCCUGCAAAUCUGAAAGACGCUGUUGACUUUGGUCAGCUAAUGGCUUUAAGCAAGAUAUAUCCGAUGUAUUUCACAAAUUAUGAGCACAUGAUAAUGUUGGUUCUUACAUUACCUUUGAAUACAGCAUCAGCUGAAUGCACUUUCUCAUCUUUGAAGAUGGUUAAGACAAGACUUCUUAACAAGAAGGCCAAUCAGUAA